This is a messenger RNA of Brettanomyces bruxellensis, 867 nucleotides long. RefSeq lists its product as uncharacterized. NCBI's taxonomy places the organism in Eukaryota, Fungi, Ascomycota, Pichiomycetes, Pichiales, Pichiaceae. Gene Ontology annotation, biological process: fatty acid catabolic process. Gene Ontology annotation, molecular function: 2,4-dienoyl-CoA reductase (NADPH) activity. Bases 1 to 867 code for a protein of 288 amino acids. The transcript has a single exon. The record is from RefSeq and is a predicted model, not a curated record.
AUGAAUAUUACUAGCGAAGACAAUUACGCGACCAUCUGGCAAGAGAAUUUGUUCAAAGGCAAAGUAUGUCUACUUACAGGGGGCUCCGGUGAUAUCUGCAAGGAGCAGGCAAAGGCAUUAAUCAGAUUAGGAUGUUCCAUUAGUAUUGUUGGUCGGAAUGCCAAAAAAGUGAAACUGGCUGUUCAAGAACUUGGCGAAUAUAAAGAGGUAGACAAUAAGGCCAAUGUAAUUGGAUUCGGUAAUUGCGAUGUGAGGAAUUUUGAAAAAAUUCGUUCAGCCGUUAGGAAUACCUCGGAAAGGCUUGGCAAAAUCGAUUUUCUUGUUUGUGGUGCAGCCGGGAACUUCAUGGCAGAUUUCAAUCAUCUGUCUGUGAAUGCAUUUAAAGCAGUAAUCGAUAUUGAUCUUAUCGGAACGUUCAACACUGUUAAAGCAUGCUUUGAGGACCUCAAAUCUACAAAAGGCAGUAUUAUUUUCAUAUCUGCAACCCUACAUUAUUAUGGAGUGCCAUUUCAGAGUCAUGUCUCGGCUGCCAAGUCGGGGAUUGAUGCUUUAGCAAGAUCACUUGCAGUGGAAUUUGGACCGUUGGGCAUUAGGGUGAAUUGUAUAGCACCAGGCCCAAUAGGGGAUACGGAGGGCUUUAACCGGAUAGUUCAGGAAAAUAAACAAUUCUCAAGGAAGAUCCCGAUCCAGCGUGUCGGGAAAAAAUCAGAUAUUGCCAAUGCUACCAUAUUUCUCUUCAGUAAAGCCUCAUCCUUUAUCACAGGCACCAUUUUGGUAGUUGAUGGUGGAUUCUGGCAGAUGGGUAACAUUAACACCAUUAAUUCUUAUCCAGAAAUGCUCCUUGCCAAAUUAAAAUCCAAGAUUUAG